Molecule: messenger RNA, 964 nt
Organism: Stegodyphus dumicola
Lineage: Eukaryota; Metazoa; Arthropoda; Arachnida; Araneae; Eresidae
Product: motile sperm domain-containing protein 1-like
Cellular component (GO): cytoplasm
Source: RefSeq, a predicted model, not a curated record
AAACUGAGUUUUCAAGGCCGAGUACAUCUGGCAAGCACAGGAAAAAUGCAAUCAUACUGACAAACAUGUAGCCAUGCUAGUCAGCUGUUUCCAAACAAAGCGAAGAAAAAAACUAACGAAGGAAAACAGUAGUACGGCGUAGUGUUUAUAGUAUAGCCAAUGUCCAUCACCUGGUACAUCAGUUGCAAAUGCCUGGCCAGAGUGGGUACGAAAACAAACUGCCAGUGUUCACUACACCACAACAACAGAUUACUUUUUAUGCAGAUGAUACUUCAACACACAAGCAAAUUUUGACUAUAUUUAAUCCAUAUGACUUUCCUGUUAAGUUCAGAAUAUCAUCCACUGAUUGCAGCAAAUACACAGUUUCAGCUUCUCAGGGUACAAUAAAAUCCAACCACAGUGUGGAUGUCAUACUUCAACAUAAAGCCAUUACACCUGCUAACUUUGGUGCAUCAGACAAAAUUCGUGUCCAGUUAUUUGGAGUUGGUCAAGUUCGUGCUGCAGGGAAGAAAGAUAUUAACAUCACACUUUUAGCCAGUGUGCCAAAAGAAAGAACUACUGAUCCUUCUUCAGAAGCUGAAUGCUUCCAGCAACUGGAAGCAGAUGCUGCUAUUCAUGGUCAUUUGAGGCAAAACCCAUUUAAUCAUAGACGAAAUACAACCAAGAUACAGAUUCUGUUGGUGGUAAUAAUCAUACUCCUAGUAAUUCUGUGGCUGCCGGAUAAUAUUGAACAAUAUCCAUGGUGUCUACUUCCAAAGCUGUCACCUGAGAGCAAGUAUACAGUUGCUGUGGUUUUGGGUAUGUGCAUCAUAACCUUCUUUUACUCAUGACAUCUAUGUUAUCCGUAACAAGUUUGAUUUAAAGUCAGAGUUGAUAUGUACAGGUGCCUCCUAUGGUACAGAUUAUUCAAUGUAAAUUAUAUCCUUAUGGCUACUUUAAAAAUAAAUUUUCUUUUCCUACUGGU